Hyalella azteca is the source of this 3258-nucleotide messenger RNA. RefSeq lists its product as uncharacterized. Lineage: Eukaryota; Metazoa; Arthropoda; Malacostraca; Amphipoda; Hyalellidae. The coding region runs from base 1 to 2556 and encodes 851 amino acids. The record is from RefSeq and is a predicted model, not a curated record. The transcript has 3 exons.
AUGCUUCUGUCUCUGGAAAAUCUCUUGGGCUUCCAUGAAUCUUUUGUGGUAGAGAAAAAUGGUCGGAGUCGUGAAUUUUUCGAUGAGGUUGACCACAUCAACUACCAUCACCGCUUCAACAACGCAGAGAAAUUCAAGGAAAAGCUCGACGCCGGCCGACAUAAGGGCGCGCAGUUCAAGAACGAGAAGCAACGCGACAAAUUUGGAAAGAGUGGACACUACAAAAAAGGUCAUGACCAUCGAGACGAGAAGGGCCAGGUUCGACACUAUGGACAAGAGGAUAAGUACAACCAUGAGAAAAAAUACGGUAAGAAGGACACCAAAGAGGCCGAAAAUAAAGAUGAUGAUGGUCGACAUAAGUUGAAUGGUCUUUACCACGGCGCUCACUCUAUCAUCCAGCCUUGGCAGAAAGAGUUGGAGCUGAGAACUGGAAGUGAGCUUAAUCAUGAUGAUGCUGAUGGUGGUCAGAAACAUAAUAGUGAGGAUGAUGAUGAUCAUGAUGGUGUCGUAGCAGUGCCUCAUUUCCCGCCAAGACACAAAUAUAAUAAUGAUGAAGGUCCAGGGCAGCUCCCAAGUCCACAUAUUAUUGUUUACCAACGACCUUCCAAAACAAGCAAGCCAACUAAAACAUUCACUUCUAAAAAAAUCAAAAACGACAAGAAACCAAGCAAAAAAUAUAAAAAAGUAAAUACUGUUGAUGUGAAAAAUACUGGGCAUGGAUCAAAAAUUCUGCAUAAGAUUCCAUCCUCGAAAAAACCGAAACAUAUUAACUUCAUUACACGCAAUAAAAAAGAUGAAUCGAUUGCUAAAAAGCCGGUCAAAGCGGAAUUGAAACAGAAAGGAAAGUUGAGUAGCUCUAGCGAAGUAGAUUUAACGAAGAAGAAAAACAAUGAAGUUGUGAAAGAAAAGUCAGAAGUGAAAGCUGAAUCCAAAAAGGAGUCUGCAGAAGUGGUUACAUUGACGCCUGAAACUCCUACCACUACUGGUAAGGUGGAACUUAAAGUUGUAGUAUCAGAAGUAGCGAUUGUCGGGCAGAAAAUCGAAGAUAAUAAAAUUCUUUUGCAGGAUGAAAGCUUGAAGUUUGGUCAAAGAAUCAAGCCACUAAAGAGGAAGAGUGAAAACGUUCAGAUAAAUUCUUUACCGUUCCAUUCCAAAGGGGUUACGAAAGAUGGGAAGAAGAUUGAAGUUUUUCGCUACGGAUUUCAGGCGACUCAGAAGGUAAAUGGAACGACGCCUGAAGAGAAAAAAAUUGCUUUAGGAAGCAACACAAAAGAAGUACAAAUCAAGAAAGAUUCAUAUACGCAACCAGAUACUCUGCAGAACUCAAACACUGAAUCCAGCAGCCACUCUACAACCACGUUUACUCCACCAGAUUCUGGGUUGAGUGUUUUUAUUUUAAGUACAAGUGAAAACCCCAUGGUUGAAGUCCAGACCGAUGCACCACCUACUCAGCAAACAGAAAACCACGAAAUCUUAUCUCAAAAACCAUCGCCAGUGAAAAUUGAAGAAACGCCAAUAAUUGAAGUUGUGACGACCACUGUAGUAACAAAUGCCCCCGACCUGACACAAGAAGACUUGAAGAGGAAGCAACAUGAGCUACGUCGGAAACAGCAUCUCAUUCGACUCAAACAACAUCUGCUUCAACAAAAGCAGCUGCAGUUGCAGCAACAGCAACUUCACCAUCAACAUUUGUUGGAGCAACAAAAACAGAUUCUGAAACAACAGCAACAGUUGGUUCAACCUCCGCUUGCGGCCUCGAAUCAAGAAGAAAGGAAUAGGAAGUCAACAGAGAACAGCUCUAGCACUGCAUCAACCGUUGAAUCAGACAGCGAUGACGGCAGUCAACAAGAAGAAGGAAAUGUAAAUGAAAAAUCAAGUGAUGUAGAGGAAGAAAACUCAAGUGCAGAUGAGGAAUCAACAAGGAAAGAAAAUACAGAUUCUGGGACGGUAAAAGUGGUAAAAAAUCCAACGGAUAAAGUACAAUAUGCAAAAACUGUUCAGAGAAGCAGACAUACGGAUAAUUCGGAAGGAGAACACACAGAUAAAGAUAGUAGAAAACGUAAAAAAGCGGAUGAGUCUGAAAGCGUUGAAGAAGUACGAAAACGAGUCAAAACAUCAGAAAACAAUGAAGAACCAAAGGAAAGACAUGAAAAAACAGGCUCCGAUGUUCAUGACGCUGGUAAAGUACAUGUUGUCACGACUGAACAAAGCGCAGUAAAAAGUAAUUACCAUUCUUACGAUAACAUUUUCAGUGACAAACCUGUGGGUGCCAGUGGGAGAUCCGCAAUUAAAAAAGCUUUGCUCUCAGCGCCAGUGGAGGAUAAGGAGCUCUUAAGUAUAAUCGGUAGAGACAUACCUGAGUAUCGUAGGAGUAAAUCCGAGAAACCAUCCUCAUCAAAUUCUAAAAUCCCUAACCCUUCUGGAAUCCUGCAAAGUGAUUCUAAGAAGGCCAUGUCAGAUGAACAUUUCUUGCCUUCUCAUUUUGAGGGCCUCAGAACACCCAAUAUUGAUUUCGAAUCCUUCGGGGAUUUUGGUUUCGAGAAAAAAGACUCUUAAUCGAGAAAGUUAAGAGAAAAAGAUUAAAAAAUGUCCUCAAUUGUUAAUUUUUCAAAUGAAGUUAAUCGUAUGGGAAAGGUUAUAAAGGUUUUAUCCCUCAUAAGAAUCACCAAGCUGGAGAUAUCAACGAUCAAUCACCUUAAAUGAAAUUAGAUCAUUCAUAUAUUUUUUCGAUGUCUUUAGUGUAGCAAAUAUAUUUCUCACCUUGUUUAUAACAUCUAACACAAAGUAAAUCGUCCUUAAAUCAUUUCAUUGUUUAAAGUGAAACUUAAUCGCCAACGAUUUGUUUCGAUAUUUUAACCGAAACUAAAUCGUCUACGUAUUGAUUUUUUGUUUGUAUAAUGCAAGAAUGCAAGGAAUUAAUAGCAGGCGAGGAAUGUUCGGUCACGUGGCAGCAGUGUAAAAUUCACAGUCGAAUCCAGUCUGCAGAAGAGAUGAAUUAACUCACUCCUGAUAAGAGAUAAAUUAGUUUAAUGAAUUAUAUCCAAUAAAUUCAUUGUUUAUCAGUUCAAACAUGCGGAAAAUUUGUAUUUGUUAAGUUUAGUUUUUUGUUCCUCGCUUUUAAAAUAGUAAUAACGACGGUAAGAUUAGAAGAGUAUUUGAAAAGUAAUUUUUCUCAUAAAUUGACAAAUAAAUUAAAUGUAAGUAAUUUCACCUAAUCCUUAAAUAUGUUCGCGGCUUUUGAAAGCUUUUAAUUAAAAU